Helianthus annuus (common sunflower) is the source of this 1038-nucleotide messenger RNA. RefSeq lists its product as uncharacterized. The transcript has a single exon. Lineage: Eukaryota; Viridiplantae; Streptophyta; Magnoliopsida; Asterales; Asteraceae. The record is from RefSeq and is a predicted model, not a curated record. Bases 1 to 1038 code for a protein of 345 amino acids.
AUGGAACAGGUAUAUGCAGAAGGGAGAUCUGGGGGUUUGGUAAGUCUGUGGAACCCCUCAGUUUUUCAAAUGGAUAGGGUAUUAAAACAGAGACACUUUCUGGUGGUUUCUGGUAUUAUGGUGGCAACAGGUGAACGGGUGCAUAUAGCUAAUAUCUAUGCACCGAAUGACCCGAUAAGUAGAAGAGGGCUAUGGGCUGAUUUGAUCCAAGCUAUAGACACUAAUUCGGGGAUGUGGCUAUUGAUGGGGGAUUUCAACGAUGUGCGAUCACAAGAUGAAAUAAUGAAUUCGGAAUUUGUGGAGUUAAACGCGUGGCACUUCAACUCGUUUAUUCAAAUUACAGAUCUACAUGAGUAUAACAUGGGGGGACAUAAAUUUACCUAUAUGUCAGAUUCAGGAGUAAAACUGAGUAAAUUAGACAGGUUUUUGGUCAGCAAAAGCUUCAAAGAUCGGUGGCUGUUAGCUGCGACUACUGCACUGACCAGAUACACGUCAGAUCACUGUCCAAUCGUUUUAUCCACAGUACCCACGGACUUUGGACAUGUUCCAUUUAGGUUUUUUAAUACUUGGUUGGACUUAAACGGGUUUCAAGACUUUGUUAUGAUGAAGUGCAGCUCUUUUAGCUUCAAUGGUCCAGCGGACUUGGCAUUGGCAACCAAGCUAAAAUUCCUCAAGAAUAAUAUUAAACAGUGGGUGGCCGAUGAGAAAGAGAAAAGAGAAGGUGUGACUAAUGCUUUGAAGGAGGAGUUGAAAAGGUUAGAUGAAACUGCAGACAACCGGCCUCUACUUCCUGUGGAACUACAGAAAAGAAUUGAAUGUAAAAAUUCUAUCUCAGAAUUGGAUAGAAUAAGGCUACUAGAUAUUAAACAAAAAUCCAGAAUAAAGUGGGCAUUCGAAGGGGAUGAAAACUCUGCUUAUUUUCAUGGUGUGAUUAACGCAAAUAUAUCUAACAACAGAAUUAAUGGGAUUAUGGUGGAUGGAGAGUGGCUGACUUCUCCAACAGUUAUCAAAGACAUGGCAGUGGGUUUUUUUCUUUAG